Molecule: messenger RNA, 960 nt
Organism: Miscanthus lutarioriparius
Lineage: Eukaryota; Viridiplantae; Streptophyta; Magnoliopsida; Poales; Poaceae
Source: the annotation of a GenBank genome assembly
AUGCCACGGACCCUGGUGCAGCCGGUGGGGCAGAAGCGCCUCACCAACGUGGCGGUGGUGCGGCUGCGCAAGCACGGCCAGCGCUUCGAGAUCGCGUGCUUCCCCAACAAGGUGCUCUCCUGGCGCUCCCGUGUCGAGAAGGACAUCGACGAGGUGCUCCAGUCCCACACCGUCUACUCCAACGUCUCCAAGGGCGUCCUCGCCAAGUCCAAGGACCUCAUUAAGGCCUUUGGCACUGACGACCAGACCCAAAUCUGCAUCGAGAUUCUGGAGAAAGGGGAGCUCCAGGUCUCCGGCAAGGAGAGGGAGGCGCAGCUCUCCAGCCAGUUCCGUGAUAUCGCCACCAUCGUCAUGGAGAAGACCAUCAACCCGGAGACCCGCCGCCCCUACACCAUCACCAUGAUUGAGCGCCUCAUGCGCGAGAUACACUUCGCUGUUGACCCAAAUCUCACCUCCAAGGAACAGGCUCUUAAGGUUAUCAAGAAGCUCAUAGAACACUUCCCCAUAAAGCGUGCACCACUGAGGGUAUGUGACAUUGAGCUAUCUAUUCUACGCUCAUGUGAGGACCAGCUGAAGGAUGUGCAAGGGAGGGUGGAAGUGCUGCCUGUCUCAGCGCAUGCAGAGGGUGGCCCAUCUGUGGAGCAACAUGACAGUGUCAAAGUGCCACAGGCAGCUCCUGCAAAGGAGCCUGGUGCUGUUGCUCAGAUAAGCGAGACAAUGCAGAAACAGAGCAUUUCUACUGAAAGCCAGGGCAGUGCACAAGGCAAGCCGCAGAGAAGGUGCAGGGAGUGUGAUGUGCUCGUGGAGGACCAGCUAUACAGAGAGCACUGCAAGAGUGGGUGGCACAAGCACAACUACACACGCCACAAGAACAGGCUCCCCCCUCUGAGCCAAGAGGAGUGCAUGGUGGAGAUGGAAUUGGCCGACUCCAAGAAGGACCUUAAAGACUACGAUUUCUGA